This is a messenger RNA of Macaca mulatta (Rhesus monkey), 2961 nucleotides long. RefSeq names its product cytochrome P450 family 7 subfamily A member 1 (gene CYP7A1). The record is from RefSeq and is marked inferred. Gene Ontology annotation, molecular function: heme binding; cholesterol 7-alpha-monooxygenase activity; iron ion binding. Gene Ontology annotation, cellular component: intracellular membrane-bounded organelle. NCBI's taxonomy places the organism in Eukaryota, Metazoa, Chordata, Mammalia, Primates, Cercopithecidae. Gene Ontology annotation, biological process: bile acid biosynthetic process; cholesterol homeostasis; cholesterol catabolic process.
CUUUGGUCAACAAGCUCAAGUUAAUGGAUCUGGGUACUAUGUAUAUAAAAAAACCUAGCUUGAGUCUCUUUUCAGUGACAUCUUUGCCUUUCUAAUCAGAGAUUUUCUUCCUCAGAGAUUUUGGCCUAGAUUUGCAAAAUGAUGACCAUAUCUUUGAUUUGGGGGAUUGCUAUAGCAGCAUGCUGUUGUCUAUGGCUUAUUCUUGGAAUAAGGAGAAGGCAAACGGGUGAACCACCUCUAGAGAAUGGGUUGAUUCCAUACCUGGGCUGUGCGCUGCAAUUUGGUGCCAAUCCUCUUGAGUUCCUCAGAGCAAAUCAAAGGAAACAUGGUCAUGUUUUUACCUGCAAACUAAUGGGAAAAUAUGUCCAUUUCAUCACAAAUCCCUUGUCAUACCAUAAGGUGUUGUGCCAUGGAAAAUACUUUGAUUGGAAAAAAUUUCACUUUGCUACUUCUGCGAAGGCAUUUGGGCACAGAAGCAUUGACCCAAAGGAUGGAAAUACCACUGAAAACAUAAACAACACUUUCAUCAAAACCCUGCAGGGCAAUGCCUUGAAUUCCCUCACGGAAAGCAUGAUGGAAAACCUCCAACGUAUCAUGAGACCUCCAGUCUUCUCUAACUCAAAGACCGCUGCCUGGGUAACAGAAGGGAUGUAUUCCUUCUGCUACCGAGUGAUGUUUGAAGCUGGGUAUUUAACUAUCUUUGGCAGGGAUCUUACAAGGCAAGACACACAGAAAGCACAUAUUCUAAACAAUCUUGACAACUUCAAGCAGUUCGACAAAGUCUUUCCAGCCCUGGUAGCAGGCCUCCCCAUUCACAUGUUCAGGACCGCGCACAGUGCCCGGGAGAAACUGGCAGAGAGCUUGAGGCACGAGAACCUCCAAAAGAGGGAAAGCGUCUCAGAACUGAUCAGACUGCGCAUGUUUCUCAAUGACACUUUGUCCACCUUUGAUGACCUGGAGAAGGCCAAGACGCACCUCGUGGUCCUCUGGGCAUCGCAAGCAAACACCAUUCCAGCGACUUUCUGGAGUUUAUUUCAAAUGAUUAGGAACCCGGAAGCAAUGAAAGCAGCUACUGAAGAAGUGAAAAGAACAUUAGAGAAUGCUGGUCAAAAAGUCAGCUUGGAAGGCAAUCCCAUUUGUUUGAGUCAAACACAACUGAAUGACCUGCCAGUAUUAGAAAGCAUAAUCAAGGAAUCACUGAGGCUUUCCAGUGCCUCCCUCAACAUUCGGACAGCUAAGGAGGAUUUCACUUUGCACCUUGAGGACGGUUCCUACAACAUCCGAAAAGAUGACAUCAUAGCUCUUUACCCACAGUUAAUGCACUUAGAUCCAGAAAUCUACCCAGACCCUUUGAUUUUUAAAUAUGAUAGGUAUCUUGAUGAAAACGGGAAGACAAAGACUACCUUCUACUGUAAUGGACUCAAAUUAAAGUAUUACUACAUGCCCUUUGGAUCAGGAGCUACAAUAUGCCCUGGAAGAGUGUUUGCUAUCCACGAAAUCAAGCAAUUUUUGGUUUUGAUGCUUUCUUAUUUUGAACUGGAACUUGUCGAGGGCCAAGAUAAAUGUCCGCCUUUGGACCAGUCCCGGGCAGGCUUGGGCAUUUUGCCGCCAUUAUAUGACAUUGAGUUUAAAUAUAAAUUCAAGCAUUUGUGAAUACAUGGCUGAAAUAAGAGGACACUAGAUGAUAUUACAGGACUGCAGAACACCAUCACCACACAGUCCCUUUGGAUAAAUGCAUUUAGUGGUGGUAGAAAUGAUUCACCAGGUCCAAUGUUGUUCACCAAUGCUUGCUUGUGAAUCUUAAUAUUUUGGUGACAGUUUCCAGAUGGUGUCGCAGACUGUGCUAGUGAAAAGAACUAGUUUCUAGGAGCACGAUAAUUUGUUUUCAUCUGUAUGAGUCCAUGAAUGUUCAUAUAGCCAGGGGUUGAAGUUUAUUAUUUUCAGAGGAAAACACCUUUUUUUUUUCCCCCCCCAAAAUGAAGAUACACAUUCCAGCCAGGUAUUGUAGCAGGCACCUGUAGUCUUAGCUACUCGAGAGGCCAAAGAAGGAGGAUGGCUUGAGCCCAGGAGUUCAAGACUAGCCUGGACAGCUUAGUGAGACCCCGUCUCUAAAGAAAAGAUACGUAUUCUAAUUGGCAGAUUGUUUUUUCCUAAGGAAACUGCUUUAUUUUUAUAAAACUGCCCAACAAUUAUGAAACAUGUUCAAAUUCACGUUCUAGUGAAACUGCAUUAUUUUUUUACUAGAUGUUGGGGUUCUUCAGGUGUGAUCAUAUAUCAUAAAGGAUAUUUCAAAUGAUUAUGAUUAGUUAUGUCUUUUAAUAAAAAGGAAAUACUUUUCAACUUUUUAUAUAUCCAAAAUUCAGGGCUUUAAAAAUGAUUAUUUUGAUUUCCCAAAAACACUAAAGGUGGUUUUAAUAUUUUCCCUUUAUGUUUUAACUUAUUGUUGCUGAAAACUCUAUGUCCAGCUUUAACUAUCUUCUCUGUAUUUUUAUUUCAUUUCAUAUUAAUGAGAAGAGUUUUUUUCAGAGAUUAAAAAAGGCAGUUUUUCUGUUAUUGUUAAAUACACACUAUCAAUGAACAAAUGUAGCUUUUAUGUGAUCUGUUUUAAAGUUAAAACCGGAUGGAAAUAGCCGUUUGAAAGCUUUGGUUAUGAAACAUGCGGAGUGUAUUAAGUACGGCUUGACAUUAUGUUUUAUUUAAAUGCUUUUUAUCGCUAAAUGACUUGCAGAUGAAAAAAAACUAAGGUGGCCUGAGAGUUUAAAUGCUGUGUACAACAAUGCUUUGAUAAUAUAUUUUAAGUAUGAGUUAUCAGCUAUAUGUCAAUUGAUAUUUCUGUGCAGUAUUUAUAUGUAAAUUAUAUUUACCUUUUUGCUUAUUUUAUAAAUAUUAAGAAAGUAUUCUAACAUUUCAUAAUUUUGAAAUGAUUCAUCUUUCAGAAAUAAAAGUAUGAAUCUAUGUGUA